GUGUCAGAGGCUGUUCAGUGACAGUGUGGUGCGGACCAUGCUGGAGGUGGCCAGGACGGUGGAGCAAAUUCUCAGGGACCCAGAGGAUAGUCUGGUUGUGUUGAGCGGUUGUGUGGAACCUUGGUCGCCUGGCCUUCCUAAUAGCGGUAUUUAUUACUAUAAUUCCACCAUUUAUAAUUGUAUCAUAUGUUAUAUGCAGUUUCUAUAUGAGAUGUGUGUUUUUCCAGUCAUUGUUUAACAGAUCCCUGAGAGACAGGCAGCAGAAAACUGUUUACUCUUACAUCAUUGCUGGGGGAGACAGAGCCCUGCUCACAUCCCAGGAGGCAUCAGAGGAUGACCCCAAACUAGGCAUGCUCACACUGGAGAAGCUAUGUGAAGGAAAGAGGCAUGUCCUGUUCAUCGGCAUUUCCUGUGGCCUGUCUGCUCCAUUUGUAGCAGGACAGCUGGACUUUUGUCUGAAACACCCUGACAUCUACACUCCUGUACUGGUGGGAUUCAACCCCGUCACACAGGCCAG
Messenger RNA from Salvelinus sp. IW2-2015, 517 nucleotides. The record is from RefSeq and is a predicted model, not a curated record. Lineage: Eukaryota; Metazoa; Chordata; Actinopteri; Salmoniformes; Salmonidae.